Messenger RNA from Archocentrus centrarchus (flier cichlid), 8012 nucleotides. It is a transcript of the gene pgap1, whose product is annotated as post-GPI attachment to proteins inositol deacylase 1. The transcript has 26 exons. Lineage: Eukaryota; Metazoa; Chordata; Actinopteri; Cichliformes; Cichlidae. Gene Ontology annotation, cellular component: endoplasmic reticulum. Bases 124 to 2940 code for a protein of 938 amino acids. Gene Ontology annotation, biological process: endoplasmic reticulum to Golgi vesicle-mediated transport; GPI anchor metabolic process. The record is from RefSeq and is a predicted model, not a curated record. Gene Ontology annotation, molecular function: phosphatidylinositol deacylase activity.
UCGGUGUGGUUCCUGCCGUGAGCUCGGCCGGUGUGUGGCAGCCUGGCGGGCAGCAGACAGGAGGAAACGGAAGCAUGGCGCUCCGGCAGCAGUGAGCUCUGAAGCCCCCCUCACGGUCCAAGCAUGAAACUCGCCGCUGCGGCCUGUUACGGUCUGGCCGCGGCGCUGCUGGCGGUCGCCCUGCGGGAGCUGUUGACGGGCUUCGAGGAGAACAGAUGCAGCAUGACCUACAUGUUCGAGUACCCGGAGUACCGGCGUGUGGCGCUGCCUCGCCGCGUGGCCAGACUGUACCCGGCGUACGGGCUCUACCUGUACGGAGAGGGCGUCUACGCCCAGGAGACCCGAGCGCUCAAACUCACCGGCGCCCCCGUGCUUUUCCUGCCUGGGAAUGCAGGAAGUUAUAAACAAGCUCGCUCUCUGGGCUCAGUCGCCUUGAGGAAGGCUGAAAACAUGGAGGGAGGUCUCCACUUCAACGUGUUCACUGUGGACUUCAACGAGGAGCUGGUGGCGCUCUACGGCGGCAGUUUGCUCAGGCAGACGCAUUUCCUGCACGAGAGCAUUAAGGCCAUCCUGAGGCUCUACAAGCACCUGAAGACCCCCCCUCAGAGCGUGGUGCUGGUCGGUCACUCCAUGGGAGGAGUGGUCGCCCGGGCCCUGUUCACUUUGCCUCGUUUCAACGCUAACCUGGUCAGCCUCAUCAUCACCCAGGCUUCCCCUCACCUGGCUCCAGUGCUGGCCCUGGACCCGUACCUGCUGGAUUUUUACUCCGCAGUGAGACAGAAGUGGGUUAACCAGGCAAACAAACUCAGGAACGUCACAGUUUUGUCUGUUGGGGGCGGUUAUCGUGACUACCAGGUGCGCUCCGGCCUCACUUCCCUGGCUUGUCCCCCAGGAGACCCGAACAAGCUGUCACUGGUGGUAACUGCAGUUCCCAGGACGUGGGUGUCCACUGAUCACCUGUCCAUUGUCUGGUGCAAAGAGCUCGUUCUCGCCACGGUCCGGGCGUUCUUUGAUCUCAUCGAUCCUGAAACCAGACAGUUCACAGAAAGCCCGGAGCAGAAGUUGGCUGUGCUGAACCAUCAUUUCAUCAGACACCCCGUGAGGACGCCCGGGGAAACUCAAGACACGCCGGUCUCCAUCUCAGAUCUUCCUGAAGCGUGGAGUGAAGUUAACACACUUCGUCUGGCUUACAGCACACCAAAGGAAGGCCAAGCCAGGUACUUCCUGUUUGCCCUGUCGAGUCGCAGGAAAGCCUACAGUCAUUUCUACUGCCGGAGUAACAGCCUGGAGACGUCCAGCUGGGUGUACGGCUGUUUGCAGAAGAACAGCUCCUCGUGUGUGCAUGCAGUGGAUCUGUCCAAGGGAACUGAGCUUCUGCCUCCAUACAAGGUCCUGAUUCUGAGUCUCAGCGACUUGUCGUCUUUUACUCAUCUGUUUGUCUCGGCCUCAAACCUCAAUGGCAAACAGUUCACAGUGGAGUGUGAGUGGCAAAGAGAAGAAUCUCAGACUCUGUCUGUCGCGGUGCCGCACGUCCUGUCCUUCGGUUUGACCUCCACUGAUGCUACAGUUAACUCCUCUGGACUUCUUCACACCAUCGAGCUGCAACACUUUCACCAGGUCUAUCAGGCUUUCAGAAUUAAUGUUGCAAGCCAGUGUAAAGUACAGAGAGACAGAUUGCCCAGCGUGUACAGGAUAAAAGUACCAUGGUUUCGAGAGGACUCUUUAACCACGGUCAGCGUGCCAUCAGUGACGGAGAUCUCAGGGAUGCUCCACACUAGUCGUCCAGACAACACCUCAGGUGCCCUCCUGCAGCUCCACACUGCCCCCAACUGUCAGUAUAAGGUGUCCAUCAGGACUUCGUUACCCAAGGUGCUCGGACAGGUACUGAGGUUCUGUGGUCACAUGGUGCCGGUGUACACAGCUGUAACCCUCCUCCUGGCCUGUGGGGGGCAGCUGUCCUCCAUCCUGAAGUCGAGGCGAGCUGCAGACAUGAGUCAGGCAGUGGGCAAAGGCCUGCAGCCCCACAAAGUCAACCUACCUGUGUAUAUUCUGCACAUCGCAUUCAGCUGUAGCUGCUUUCAGGAGGUGUGGUCCGUGCUUUUCCUGCCCUCCAUGGACACACUCCCUCCAACCAUCCCUGAUGGGGCAUUUCACGAAGGGGAGGCACCAGGUGAAGAAUGGCCCCACCUCCUCUCGCCUCUGCUCUACAUCUUUGGGGCAGCCGUGGCGUACUGGGGCAGCACUCUGCUCAGACUCAUUAUCAGACUGACGUCGUUAAUCUUAGCUCCGUUGCACAGACCGUCUGUCUCCAGAGACUGUGGCACCCUGCGGCUGCAGACCCAGCUCCUCAUCACGCUGUGUCUGACUGUUAUGGGCGGGACUUCCUGUGGGGCGCUGUCAAUAUUUGCCUCCUUCCUGUUACACCUUUACAGGGUUCUGAGGCUGCAGAUGACGGAACGAUCUUUGAGCCACAUGUUGAACCUGGCCCCCCGGAAGCACAAAGAAGCCGAGAAUGGGACAACUGACGCUGAAUCCUUGAGCAAGUCUAAAGACAGCGGUGGCGCUCCCUUGCUGUCGGAGUGCGCUCUGCAGGAGGUGAGGGAUGACCUGCAGCUCCACCUCUGCCUGUCGGCGCUUUUCACGCUGCCCGUCACGCUCAGCGCUCCCUCUCUCAUCCACUGGAUCCGUAACCUGAGGUACUCUGCCCAGCUGGAUCCCGACCCUUGUUGGCCAUACAUCGUGCCUCUGAUUUUUGUCUACAUGCUGCUUAUUAACUGCAACACUUUAAAGCUCAGCAACAGUAAACUGCUGCCUCUGACCUCCUGCCUCCCUCUCCCCUUGGCCAUCAUCAUGGUGACUUUCUCUCCUCUUCACCUCUACAGAAUCACCUACUUCCUGUUGGCAUCACUCGUCCCGCUGGCCUUGUGCUGUCUCCUCUGACAGCUCCUGGCUGGUUUCAGUCUCCAUCUCCACCAUAACAUGCCUCUCUCUAAGUCCCAGCCUGACUCUCUGAGGCUGGUUGAGGACUUUGUGUAUCGGGCUGCCAUGGAGCAGAGCCAUAGACAUACAUAGCCUGGUUAACUUCCUGCUCAAUGUUAGCACUAAAAGCUCCAUGGUAAUUACACAGAGGUUUUAAAAUGAGAGGCUGUGAUGGCCUUGGAGCGUUUGGUGUGAAUAUGGCUCUGUUGGAUUGUCCUGAAACCAUGUUUGCCUUACUCUGUAUAUCUAUAGCUCUGCCUUCAGGGAGCACCAACUCCACAACCAGUGAAGCUACUGAUAUUAGAGACUCUGGACGGGGUGUUAUAACGCGUUGUUGUUUCUGGUGUCGACAGUGGCAUUGUUCACUGUGGUCACUGUGCUCUACACUGCCUGCUGCUUAGCAAAGACUUACAGCUCUUACGGUUACCUGCUCACUGUCGUAGGUGUGCUACAUUUAAUCCAUCAGACAAAUCCAAAGCAGGCGUGUUUACGUUCUCACUUAUUUGAUGCGCAAAUGACGGUGGCUGCAAAAUGAAGGGUUGCACUGGGAAAUUAUUGUGUACCUGUGCAGGUUUUGAGGCGUCGUGUUAUGCAGAGGAGGAAGAUUAGAGAUCACCGUGAUCUCUGUGAGCGCUGUUCCACUUCCUGUUUAUCUAAUUUUUAAGGACAUUAGCUGUAAUUUAGCCAGGGGAACAGCAGGGGGUGCUCGUGGGGUAGUCUGAUUCCCAGCUUUAGGUGGAAACCUAUGGAGGAUUGAAACUGCUAAAAUAAUAAAUCUGUAAAUUAAUUAAAAUACUAUUCAACGCAUAACAAAUAUAAAAUACAUCCAUUAAUUUAUAUAAGAACAUAAAGUGAUAAUCCUGUUUUUUCUAAUUUUUUCUUUUUUUUCUUUUUUUUUUAUUCUGGGGUCCGUCUGCCCCCCACACCUUACUUUUUCCUCCAUUCAGUUUUCAAUUUUAAAUAUUCAUAUUGGUUUGCAUUUCUGCUGUGGAUGUAAAUCAGCAAAUGGGGAGAAAAGGUUAACCCAUGACACACUCUGAGUGACUCGUUUACAAAGUGAAGCCAAAAAGAGUUAAUAAAAAUAAAUAAGUUUGAGAAAAUCAAUAGUGGAAAAAAUGGAAGUGGAAAAACAGAAAUGCACAAAUAAAUAAACAAAACAGACAAUUAGAAAAAUGGGAAAUAAUAUAACAACAGAUGAAUACAGGCACAAAACAGAAAUAUGAAUUUAUGUCAUGCUUUUUUUUACAGUGAUUGAUGUCACUGUAAAAAAACAUGACAAUAACACCUUAGCCUGAAGCAGCUGAGGUGUAUUGUCGUCACCACCAAGUGGGUGGUGAACUUUCAACUUUGUGAAUGUGAUAACUCGAGAAUGAUGUUGAAAUUCACACCGUAGAUGCAUUACAAAGUUCUUGGGUGACUUGGUUUUUGCCAUAAUGGUUCCAAUCAGAGAAAGUGACAGUAUUCUCAGUGGUUUCUAUUUAUUUUUGUAGCAUUUCUUAUUCCUGGUUCUUACUGAGCCAUUUGUAAGUCACUACGGCUCAUGUGCUCCCCAUUAAAAUCUACUGAGACCUGCUAAUUAUGUGUUUUCCUUUUGGCAGUUUCCAUCCUCUGUAUAACACACGUCUCCCGGCAGGAGUCAGAUUUUUUUUUUUUUUAAGUAACACAUGAACAAAGGGAAGUGAGCUCUCUGUAAAACGUGUGUUGAGAAACCUCCGUGUCACGAGCCGACUCAGGUGCGUCUCUGUGUGACUGUAAUGCUGUUGACGGGUUAAACGCAGUUACACCAACAUGUGGAGCUGAUUGUGAGACAAAGCAGAACAAAAUAGCAUUUUAUGAGAGAACGAAUCAUAAAUAUUUAAUUGUGGGCACACGGUCGCACGUUUUUCUAAAUCAGGUGUGGUUGUUGGCGUGUUGAGGUGAUUACAGCGGGUGCAGUGUGUUGUUUCUGGUGACAUUGUGUAGGUCCUCUGCGAUAUGUGGGCCUCGAGUCCCGGGAUGGGAAGAAUUGGCUUAUUGCUGGUGUUGUGUUGGGGUUAGUAUUUAUUGUUUGAGUGUUGGUUGAAGUUUGGUUUCAUGUCAUAUUUGAUCAGCAAAAAUGUAAAAACGAGUGGUCUGUGUUUGGUUUUUCAGCUGCACACGAAGCAGCAAAGCCCGUGUCAAAGUUAGAACAAGAAAAAAGAAAAUCUGGUGACAUUUUGAAUGUUUCUCUCUGUGAAAAUAACACGGGAAUUUGGGUUUUAACAAUUUAAGAAGAGGAUAGAGUUGGUCUGCUUUUCUCGCAGUAAUGAAAAAAAUCAACCCUGCGUUCUUUGUCUUGCCACCUCUUGACUUCCAUAUUUUUUUCCCUUAGUUUUCAGAACAAACCCUGCUGCUUCCUACUGAGGAUGUAAAUAUUUUAAAACCGCUCACACAGGAUUCGUUUCAUUAAUGUCACUGCAAAGCAGAUGUAAAUGGUGCAUUGGUUUGGGACUAUUUUCGGUUGCGGAUUAACACACAUUUGGUGCUCUAGCGACUUCCUCCAGCAGCUGGACAGAUUGUGAAGUAGAAUCCACCCUCUGGGUUUUGGUCUUUUCAUGGGACUGGUUGAAAAUAUGAAGACUGUUGACAAUAUGACAAAAAUCAGACUUUUCCUUUAACGAGGAGUUAUUUGAAUAAGAGGGAACAUUUGAUAUCAUAAAGAUUUUGGAUUUUGAAUGGAAAAAGUCAGAGAGGAAAAUUCUGUUGCUACAGUUGCUUCAACCGUCGUCAUUGUUGUGAUGAAAAGUGUUUUCUGCAGUGUGUGUGUGUGUCUGUGAGUGCUAUUAUGACACGUAGGCCCAACUUUUUGUUGCCAAUGAAAAUUUUUAAGCCAGUUUCACUCAGACGCCUUUGACCUUAAAUCAGUUGUUUCAUUGUAAAGGAAGACUACAAACUAAUGCUGCGUGAUGAGUAUGUGGGAGUUCAGACUACAGCUGUAAUAUCACUUUAACAAAAAGGCAUUAUUUUAUUAUAAAUAUUCAAGUUUGAAAUUAAAGCUGAGAGGCUCUACUUUAAGCCUGUAGUAACUAUUUUACUGUAACAUGAACAUGUUUUAUUCAGCAGGUAAAAUAAAUCCCUGUCCAAGCAUAUAAGACGCUAGCUGUGAGGGUUCAGUUUUGUUUUUCAUUUUGUGUCUCUCUGUGUGGAUAACUAUGGAGGACCAACACUGCUAAAAUUAUAAGACUGUAAAUGCUUUCAAAGUAAUAAAUUAAUAUUAAUAAUUUAUUGUCAAUAUUAAUUUAUAAAAAUGUGCCAAAAAUUAUUUUUUCAUUUCAUAUGUAAUUUUUGAUUCAAGCUUCCAUUGUUGAUGUUUGUGUUUCUGUUGUGUAUUUUGAGGCUAAAAGUUGACCGCAGGAAACGUUUUGAAUGACAGCACCCUCAUUUUUGUGAAGCAAAAAAUGGUUAAAUAAUAUUAAAAGGAAAAAGAAACAGUUUCUGGAAAUAAACAGAAGGAAAAAUUGCAUUGGAAAUUAUUAAAUACUAUAUAAUGAUAAUUAUGGGGUACAGUGAGAAAUGUGGAAUUUUACUUUUAUUUUAUACCUUUAUUCACUUCCUGGUGUUUUGAAUUUUGGCAGCUUCAGUCCUCCAUACAGACUGUGUCUUAAACUUUUAUUUGCUUGUGUCUUGUGUCCUGCUGCUGCUGCUGCUGUGCCUUUCUGCGUUCCCACGUAAGCGGCAGUUUGUGUUCAGCUCUCAGCAGCAGUGCGCUGGCUGAAGGCCUACAGUGAAUGUAAAGUGUACUUAACUGCUUCUGCGUGAACGUGUCCACUCACAAAGCUCCUCGGUAUGAUUUUUGUUGGACUUUAUAGUAACUAAAUACUAAAGAUAAGCUUUUUAGGGACCAAUGAAGCUCACAGUCAUUAGUCGGCACCUGUGCAGAGACACCGCUGUAGUUCCCAAUGUGAAUGUACCUGCACUGAAUGUCUCUGUGUGUUGUAAGUGUUCAGCUUUUCUGUGCAUUACUGGUGCAGUUUUAGUGCUUCGAGACGCACAUCGUCUGCCUCGCUGUGAGUCCGUGGCAAACACGACUUUGUAGAACAAAUUAGUAGAGAAGAGAUGUUUUCUAUGAAUAGACUUGUGAUUUGUAUCGGUGUUCACUGUGAUCACGUCCUUCCACAUGUUCACACUUGCACAGCAAACUGAGAAAUCUACACAGAAAACUGCUGUUCUGGGUGUUUAAAACUUGGUGGGGGUUUGUGUUUUUAAAAAUGUAGUGAGACUCCUGGAAUACAUUCAAAAUAAAGUUAAAACAUUUCCAUUAAAAUAAAGCAGGAAAUCUCAUUUUUUAAAAAUUUUUAAAUGCUGAUAUUUAAACCUGUUUGCCAAACUGUUGCUUUCUUCUUAUGGAGCAACUGUUACAUAUUCAUCUGCAGCUUCAGUUCAGGUAAAGGAUGGUUGCAGGGAAGAACACGUUAUUCCUCCAGAUGCCUCUGUGGAAGCCUCCAUGGGCACGAAAAGAUCAGCCAGAACAAACAUGAAUAGUUUGUAUAAAUUGCAUAAAAUAGAAGUUGUCGAAACAAGAAUUCCCACUUGUGACAUGAUGUCUCUAAUCUCCACUUAAAGUGGCCAUAUUCUGCUCAUUCUCAACUUCAUAUUUUCAUUCUUGGACUCCUCUAGAGUAGCUUUCCAUGAUUCACAGUUCAAAAUAAUCCUCCUUCAUCUCACACUGGACCUCGGUGCAGCCCGUCACCAUAAAACACUUCAUUUUAGCUCCUCUCCCUUUAAGGGCCCCUCGGGUGGGUGGGGCUUUUGUGCUCAAAGCCCAUAUUUGGGACAUCCCCUCUUCAUGAUGUCACACAGAUACAAGAGUAGAAAAACUGUCUGAAACUGAGUAUUUAAAGCAGUCUGAAGCCUGAAUUACUUGCACAUAGAGGCCCUUUUUUCACAGCUAUGAAUUAGGUUGGACUCUAAAGCUGAACUUGCUGCUUUGUAUCAGUUCAUAUCACAGAUAAAAGGACGCAAAGUGCGUACUUGUCGUCUUGCUCUAAUCGCUGUCUGUGUUUACCUCUGUGGUA